Messenger RNA from Triticum urartu, 1633 nucleotides. RefSeq lists its product as uncharacterized. Lineage: Eukaryota; Viridiplantae; Streptophyta; Magnoliopsida; Poales; Poaceae. The record is from RefSeq and is a predicted model, not a curated record.
CCGGCCGAACCUUGUAAUCUUGUGCUAUAUAACACGUACGCGUCCCUGCCAGAGUGCAUACGCUUCCACCAAUUCUUUCAUGGUAAUCAGAGCCUGCCUCGCUCACAUCCAUGGCGACGUCUUCAAGCUCCACCUCCUUCCCCUCGUCACCAUUUGCACACAGCGUCACUGAGAAGCUCACGAGAGGGAACGAGGCGCUAUGGCGUGCAACCGUGCUCUCGGCGAUCAGGGGGGCGCAAAUGCAAGGCUACUCGACAUCGACCAGGUAGUGCCCUCUCUUAACGUUGAAGUCACCUCCGACGAUGGCAAGACCAAGUCGAAGGCACCCAACCUGGAGUUCUCCGCGUGGUACGCGAAGGAUCAGCAGGUGUUCUCCUACCUGUUGUCCUCCCUGCCGCGCGAGAUGGCCAUCCAAGUGGCAACCUGCCACACCGCCGCCGAGCUCUGGAACACGGUGCAGGGGAUGCUAGCCUCGCACACCCGCGCCCGCACCGUCAACGUCAGAAUUGCACUGGCGAAUCUUCAGGAGGGCAACUCCAACAUCACUGAAUAUGCUGGUAAGAUUAGAUUUUUAUGUGAUGAACUUGUUGCUUCAGGAAAGAAAGUAGAUGAGGAGGAUGUUGUGUCUCAUAUCCUUGCUGGACUCGAUGAGGAGUUCGACCCCGUGGUUUCUGCCAUGUGCUCUCGGGUCGAGCCGGUGACCGUCCCCGAGCUGUACUGGCAGCUUUUGAGCUUCGAGACACGUAUGAAUCUGCGCGGCGGGUCCUCCCAGUCCUAUGCAAACGCGGCCUCCCGCGGACGCUCCAACAAGCACAACAACAGCAGCAACGGCGGCGGCGGUGGUGACCGCGGCCGCAACUUCCCCAGGCAAGGCGGUGGCGGCAGCGGUGGUGACCGCGGCCGCAACUUCCCCAGGCAAGGCGGUGGCGGCGGCGGUGGUGACCGCGGCCGCGGCAACUUCAACAAGUAGCCGAACCGCGGCAACAUGGGGGGCAACAACGGUGGUGGCGGCGGGAACUACAACAACAAUCCCGCUACCAAGGUUGCUUGUCAGAUCUGCGGCAAGCUCUCGGGCAUCCAGUAUGGAAGUGCUGGAAGCGCUACGACUCCUCCUAUCAAGGAGGGGAAGAGCGCUCGGUGAACGUGGCGGCGGCUCCCCAGUACGACGUGGACACGAACUGGUAUAUGGACAACGGAGCCACUGACCAUAUCACCAGUGACUUGGAGAAGCUGACUGUCCGGGAGAGGUACACCGGCGGCGAACAAAUCCACACAGCAAAUGGAUCAGGAUCUGGAAACGAGGAGGGUCAUUCUUCGAGGCAGGGGUAGAGGAGGUCUCUAUCCUGUCAAACACACCGGAGGAAACGUCAGGAAGAAAGUGCUAAGUGUCACUAGACCAUCUUUGGACUGGUGGCACCGACGUUUUGAUCACCCAUCUUCCAUUGUUGUUAGGAAUAUUCUUAGUGAAAAUAAACUCCCGUGUGAUAGUAAUAAUGAGAAUAAUCUUGUUUGUGACGCAUGCCAAAAAGGCAAAAGUCACCAGUUGCCUUAUCCAAAAUCUUUUAGUGAAUCAAAGUUUCCUUUGGAACUCAUUUUCUCUGAUGUAUGGGGUCCUGCCAUUGAAACCGUAGGA